This is a messenger RNA of Alternaria rosae, 966 nucleotides long. Its product is annotated as HR1 rho-binding repeat-containing protein. Gene Ontology annotation, biological process: fungal-type cell wall biogenesis; signal transduction. NCBI's taxonomy places the organism in Eukaryota, Fungi, Ascomycota, Dothideomycetes, Pleosporales, Pleosporaceae. The coding region runs from base 127 to 831 and encodes 234 amino acids. The transcript is spliced from 3 exons. Gene Ontology annotation, molecular function: diacylglycerol-dependent serine/threonine kinase activity. The record is from RefSeq and is a predicted model, not a curated record.
CCUGCCCGAGCGCCGACGCAUCCCUCGUAGCCCACCACCGCUGGGCACGUUGUCACGCCGUCGCCUCUGUCGGUGAAGAAAUCUCCUGACGCCCUCCGCGCCCGCCUGCCCUAGACGACCGCCGCCAUGGCGAACGUCGACGAGACCGUUGCCAAUGUGCAACGCAAAAUCGACCGUGAAAGGGCCCUCAUCAACGCCGCCAAUGCCAUGCGCCAGUCGACCAAUAACCCGGCUGUGCUUUCCCGCCUCGAUGGACAGAUCAAGGACGGCCGCCGGAACAUUGACUACUUUGAGUCGAAGCUGCGGGACCUGGACGUGCAGAGAACCUCUACAGGCAUGGAGAACAUGAGUUUGCAACCAGGCCGCGGCCCCAAUAACCCUCUGACUCCUCCCCCGAAAGAUGGCUGGAACGGGUAUGUGCAAGAACAGGGAGCCUAUGGCGGCCCUGAAAGCCAGUAUAGCCAGCUUAGCGGAGGGCAAGCUCUGCAGCCUCCUCGCGCGCCAUAUGCCCCGCCAGCUCCCGGCGCGCCCAACAAGCGACCGAACUACAGCAAACUGGACCUCAUCAAAUAUGAUACCCCGCAUCUCGGUCCCCGCAUCCAGCUCAUGCUGUCCCAGCUCGAGUUCAAGCUCAGUGUCGAAAAGCAGUACAAAGAUGGAAUCGAGAAGAUGGUGCGGUUAUACCAAAUGGAAGGCGACCGCAAGAGCAAGGCAGACGCAGAAGCCAAGCGCAUCGAGAGUAACCAGAAGAUCCAGCUGUUGAAGCACUCGUUGAAGCGUUACGAGGAUCUCCACGUCGACAUUGAGGGCGACGCCGAUGGCGACGUUUGAACAUUCCGAGUCAAAGAAAACCUUUGAGCGGCCACCUCUCCCUCCGCGUACAUGCCGUCGCCGAUGUCGAUCACGCAGCUACUGGGCGCUUUAGUCGAGGCCCAGAAACGUUUGUCAACAUCAAAGUUGAAGACU